Diatraea saccharalis (sugarcane borer) is the source of this 1038-nucleotide messenger RNA. The record is from the annotation of a GenBank genome assembly. Lineage: Eukaryota; Metazoa; Arthropoda; Insecta; Lepidoptera; Crambidae.
CAUAUCGUGGCAAUUUGUUUCCUUACCAUAUUUACUCUUGGUUCUAAAAGCUUGAUAAAAUCAGACUUAUGUUGUUGUUGCAGCUGUAACAGAAAAUGAUGAUCUCCACCGGUCUAGGUUCCCACAGGCCGCUAUCAGGGCAAUUAUAUAAAUAUACUAACGUUGUAAAGGGCUGGCAGCAGCGUUGGUUCGCAGUUGAUCCAGAAACUGGAGUUCUAUCAUAUUACCUUUAUGAUGGCCCUGGAGACACCAUUCAGCCGGGACAGCCAGCAAGAGGAGAGGCACAAUUAGCUGCAGCAGUAAUAUGCCCCAGUGAUGAAGAUUCUCGAACAUUCACUAUUAACUGUGCAUCUGGAGAUAUGUUGAAAUUAAGGGCCACUGAUGCUCGGGCACGUCAGGAGUGGGUCAAUGGCUUAAGAGCCAUUGCUGAAAUACAUACUAAGGCAAUGGGAGCCAAUCCACCCUUGCAACCCAGAGAGCAGUUGGCAGUGCAUGAUGCUAUGGCUUCAGCAAGACAACAACUCCAAGCUACAGAACUAAGUGAUGCUGCACUAGCAAGAUGUAUAGAAUCAUCGGACUCUCCAUUCCCGCACACGGAUCCCGAUUUGUUACUCCUGAAGGGCGUGUUACGACAACUACUGCGACUACUACAAGUGUACCCGGCUCCUGGGCGAGGUGGACGACUGCAAACUGUUCAAGCGGUAUUUCGAAACAGUCUGUCCCAACGCUUGGAUCUCUCACUGGGACGAACUGCGGGACAAGGGUGCCUUUCCUGGACCCAUUUAACGACAUUCUUUUUUGAGAAUACAUAUAUUUUUUUUAUUUUUACUAUUUCAUUUUAUUUGACAUACCACACCUUUACUUCCACAUUCGUGAUGCAGGAUAUUUCCGUAUUUAUGUAUGUAUCUAUAGUCUUAUACAGGCAUAAGAGUACAGGUGGGAAAAUAUCUCUAUUGGGAUACCAUUAGAGAUAAUUUUUAACCUAAGCGAAGAUAGAUAGGUGAUCAAUGGUUGUAAUUUUUUUGGUCAAUGAAUUAA